AUGACAUUUUCGGAGUUCGCAGGACAAGCGCACGAGGAUCCCGGCAAGUUCAUGCGGACUUGUCGCGAUCGUCAGACCCGGUUCGCAGUGCCACUCAACGAGUGGACUGAACGAGUCAGUGAGCGGUUGCGGGGGAGCGCACUCGACUGGUGGGGAAUGAUUGGCGAAUUUCAGAUGGAGUGGGAUGACUUCGUGGUCCGAUUCGAAGGGCGCUUCGACGGCGCACGCGAACACGCGCAGUACCAGCGCACGCUAUUCUACCAUCCCCAGGCCGCCGAUGAGGACGUGGAGACGUUUAUACGCAACAUAGUACGGUUGCACAGGCGUCUGGUCCCAGGAGGCCACAUCGGCGCAGCUUUGGGUGUAGUCGUGGAGUUAAUGGUCCCCGAGCUAUGGCCGUUCCUGCGGAGCGCCAACGGACGGGGGUUAGAGGACUUUGUACAACUGGCAAAAGAGGUGGAUCAUGACCUGCGCAGCCUGCGCCGACAGAGGAGCUCUCCGGCGCAGCGACGAGGGACGUACAUCGCGGAACUGACGACACCUGAGGAUGCGCUUGCAGUAGUCUCCUAA
This is a messenger RNA of Bacillus rossius redtenbacheri, 570 nucleotides long. Its product is annotated as activity-regulated cytoskeleton-associated protein-like. The record is from RefSeq and is a predicted model, not a curated record. NCBI's taxonomy places the organism in Eukaryota, Metazoa, Arthropoda, Insecta, Phasmatodea, Bacillidae. Bases 1 to 570 code for a protein of 189 amino acids. The transcript has a single exon.